AUGUGUGUUUGUUUAAAGGUAAUAAAAGAAUACGAACGAGUUGUAAUAUUUCGAAUCGGUCGGUUGGUUUUUGGUGGUGCACGAGGACCGGGCAUGAUAUUUGUCAUACCUUGCAUUGAUACGUAUAGGAAAAUUGAUCUUAGGGUCGUCUCAUACGCAGUACCCCCUCAAGAAAUCCUCUCAAAAGAUUCGGUAACUGUCUCAGUCGAUGCAGUUGUCUACUUCCGAACAUCAGAUCCGAUUGCAUCUGUCAACAACGUUGAUGAUGCGAUCUACUCCACCAAACUGCUUGCACAGACCACUCUCCGAAAUGCACUCGGUUAG
This is a messenger RNA of Anisakis simplex (herring worm), 324 nucleotides long. The record is from the annotation of a GenBank genome assembly. NCBI's taxonomy places the organism in Eukaryota, Metazoa, Nematoda, Chromadorea, Rhabditida, Anisakidae.